GAAGAAGACGCAGCAAACCUCGCGUCUCAUUCAUUUCACCAGCUGCAGAGCUGGUCCGAAUUUCGGUCGGAGAGCCUUCUCUCCUCUACUUGACGGAACGGAAUCUCCUUCAUUCGCUGUUCUGUGCUUUGCUCAUCCACUAAUUCAGGCUGCACAUCAACACAACCACCAUCUUCGGUUCGUUUACUGGCUGUUUUCGUUUCCGAGAUCCACGCUGCUGACCGUGAUAGUUCUGACACCGUCACUCUUCAGGUUAAAUGGCGAGGAUCAAGCCUCAAGCUCUACUGCAGCAAAGCAAGAGGAAAAAGGGGCCUUCUCGGAUAAGUGCUACAACUAUCAUAUUUUACAGCUUGAUUCUUGUCUUGGUUGUGUUUUUCCUGUUCAGUGCAUACAGACAUUGGUCCCACAGGUCAAGAUUUUCAUCAGAGAAUCACAUUACAAACUCCCAGGCUGAAAAUUCUUUUGGAGACUCGAAAAAGUCUGAACUGCCUGGAUAUGCUGUUUUAAAUACGUCUAAAGGCUCCAUUGUAAUUGAACUUUACAAGGAAAGUGCUCCUGAAGUUGUUGAUGAAUUUAUUGACUUAUGUCAAAAAGGGCAAUUCAAGGGAAUGCUUUUCCACCAUGUAAUUAAGCACUAUGUGAUUCAGGCGGGGGAGGACCAAGGGACUGGGGCUACAGAAGAUUGGAACCUGAGAGGAAAACAUUAUACAAGUAUGAAGCAUGAAGCAUUCAUGCUUGGAACUUCCAAGGGCAAACACUUGAACAAAAAAUUUGAUCUUUUCAUCACAACUGCACCGAUACCAGAUCUAAAUGAGAAGCUUAUUGUAUUUGGGCGAGUCAUAAAGGGAGAGGAUGUUGUUCAGGAAAUUGAAGAAGUGGAUACAGAUGAACACUUCCAACCUAAAAUUUCUAUUGGAAUACUUGAUGUGACGCUCAAACAGAUGAUCUGAUGGAUUUGAUCCAAAUGGGAAGUAUAUUGACAUGGGAUAGUUUUCUGCCAAUAACUUCUCUCGGUGCUCCGGUCAAAAUUUUUCAGCAGAGAUUCAUAAAUGAAGUUUGGAGGCUAGGUACUGUGUGGCCUGUGUGUUCCUUUGUUUUUGGGGCACUGAGACGAGCCUUAGGCAUGUGGCUGUUUGGUUGAAGGUUUGGCAGUUUCUCUUUUCUUUUUCGUACUACACGUUGAAUGUAACUUAGAUGAGCAUGAUGGGAUCACAAUGUUUUUUUGUUGCUUUUUUGUUACGUAAAUGUUGUUUAAAUGGAUGGUUCUUUCAUUGGUGAGCUAGAAUAGCUGCCUUUGUAAACUACUCUUACUCUGUACUGUAACGAUGCUCAUAAACGGUAACUUGAUAGGCGUAUAAUGCACAUCGCAUAGGAGUCGGGUAGGACAACAUUUCUGAGUCUGAAAUUGAGGCUGCAGCUGUUGCA
Messenger RNA from Prosopis cineraria, 1425 nucleotides. RefSeq names its product peptidyl-prolyl cis-trans isomerase CYP21-4. Lineage: Eukaryota; Viridiplantae; Streptophyta; Magnoliopsida; Fabales; Fabaceae. The coding region runs from base 258 to 950 and encodes 230 amino acids. The transcript is spliced from 8 exons. The record is from RefSeq and is a predicted model, not a curated record. Gene Ontology annotation, molecular function: peptidyl-prolyl cis-trans isomerase activity. Gene Ontology annotation, biological process: protein peptidyl-prolyl isomerization.